UGACGCGUGCGCACUGAACGGGGUUUUUGGCGGGCGUUGCGCAGAAGCGGCGGCUGUGAGGGGUUACAAACCAGGGAGGGGGAAGUUGCUUCCGCUCCGAGCCCGUUACUUUCCCCAGGAAUUGGGUAGCCCUUGUGCAUUAGGUGCAACCUCUGCGCUAUGGGAAAGAGAAACAGGAGGACAGCAGAUAGUUCGUCCUCUGAAGAGGAGGAGGAAUAUGUUGUGGAGAAGGUUCUAGACAGGCGUGUUGUGAAGGGUCAAGUGGAGUAUCUUCUCAAGUGGAAAGGAUUCUCUGAGGAGCAUAAUACUUGGGAACCUGAGAAGAACCUUGACUGCCCUGAACUGAUUUCUGAGUUUAUGAAAAAAUACAAAAAAAUGAAGGAAGGUGAGAACAAGCCUCGGGAGAAAUCAGAGAGUGCCAAGCGGAAGUCGAGCCUUGCCAACAAUACUGAGGACAUCAAAGCCAAAAAGAAGAGAGAGAGCACCGAUAUUGCCAGGGGCUUUGAAAGAGGAUUGGAGCCGGAAAAGAUCAUUGGAGCCACAGACUCUUGCGGCGAUUUAAUGUUCCUAAUGAAAUGGAAAGACACGGAUGAGGCUGACCUGGUUCUAGCGAAAGAAGCCAACGUCAAGUGCCCUCAAAUUGUGAUAGCGUUUUAUGAAGAGAGACUGACCUGGCACGCGUACCCAGAAGACGCCGAAAACAAAGAGCGGGAAGCAGUGAAAAGCUAAAGUGGCCAGGGUCCUCUGUCCGUCCAUAGUUGUACAUAUCCACCCUCCUUUCCCCUCCACCCAAAUGCAUCCAUGAAAAUGUGCUUA
Lacerta agilis (Sand lizard) is the source of this 816-nucleotide messenger RNA. RefSeq names its product chromobox 5 (gene CBX5). The coding region runs from base 160 to 729 and encodes 189 amino acids. The transcript has 5 exons. Gene Ontology annotation, cellular component: nucleus; pericentric heterochromatin. Gene Ontology annotation, biological process: chromatin organization; negative regulation of transcription by RNA polymerase II. Gene Ontology annotation, molecular function: chromatin binding. The record is from RefSeq and is a predicted model, not a curated record. NCBI's taxonomy places the organism in Eukaryota, Metazoa, Chordata, Lepidosauria, Squamata, Lacertidae.